GCAUGACCUUACCAUUAUGGUGACAGCGCGUGUAUUUCGCGUUCUGCUUCAUGAACGGCGCAAUUUGAUGACAUCAGACCAGUGACACGUGCAUUAGUGCCAGGGCUAUGGGAAGAUUUUGUGAUUCAAGGUAACUACCCCAAGAUAAGUCCGAAAAAUGUCCACCGAAGGGAACAAGGACGCGAAGCCGGUUACCGAUGGGGAUAGUGGCGCUGGAAGCGAAUCGGAGGAUAAUGAACAGAACGAUACCCAAGCUGGUGAAACGGAGGUACUCUCGAAGAGGCAGAGGAAGAAACUGUUGAGGCGCCAGCAAUGGGAGGACCAGAGGGACUUGCGCAAGCAGAGGCGCAAGGAGAAGAAGCAGAAGAGGCGGCGGGAGAGACAGGCUCAGGGUGAUGAGGAGGCAGAGGGGGCCAGGAAGCGCCUGCGUAGGGAGACCGCGCCCAGCUCGCUGAGGCUGGUGGUGGACUGCAGCUUUGACAGCUUAAUGGCGCUGAAGGACGUUAAGAAACUCCACAAGCAAAUUCAGAGGUGCUAUGCUGAGAACCGGAGAGCUCUACACCCCAUGCAGUUUUAUCUGACCAGUCAUGGCGGGCAGUUAAAGCAGAACAUGGAUGAAAGAGACAAAGGAUGGGUGAACUGGAAGGACAUAAAAAUCGAGCCAGAGCACUUCCAACAAAUUUUUAACAAGGAGGAGCUAGUGUAUCUGACCUCCGACUCGUCCAAUGUCUUGACGGAGCUGGACCAGAAAAAGGCCUACGUGAUUGGAGGGCUGGUGGACCACAAUCAUCACAAGGGAAUUACCUUUAAGCGUGCUCAGGAACUGGGGAUCGACCAUGCGCAGCUACCCCUGGACAGCUUUGUCAAGAUGAACAGCCGUAAAGUGCUGGCUGUUAACCACGUAUUUGAGAUCAUCCUGGCAUACCUGGAGAAAGGAGACUGGCAGGAGGCCUUCUUCACUGUCCUGCCCCAGAGGAAAGGAGCAGUCCCUGUGGGCCAGGAGGGCUCAGCCUCCAAGGGUGGGGCAGAACAGCAGGACUCAGACAGUGACUCUGACUCGGCAGAGCCAAUCACAAAAGACUGCUUUGGUGCACUGGACCAACAGAAUUGCAGGGAACAGGGCGGACAGGAGGCUGGGCACAGCGAAUCAGAACAGCCCAUUACUGAAGGCACUGCUGCCUAGACUAAUAUGCCCCUCCCCCCACCCAUUUCUCAAGUUUAAGUGUGUAUUAAUUGAUAUUGUUAUGUUCAAAAUGCCUUUUUAAAAAUAGUGUCCUUAGUUUGAUAUAUGUAUGCAUCCGUGCAUGCGUGUACAGAUGAGAUACUGAGAUACGAGUUUUCACAGACAUUUUUUGGUUUGGAAAAAUGUAUAUUGGCAGUAGCUGCCCUCUGAAUGAUUUAUGAAGUAGUUUUUCUUUGCAGAAUAUCUUUCUGUGUUAUAAAUCAGAUAAUGAAAAUGUACUACAGCUAUUGUGUUCAAUAUGUUGUAGUAAAAAAGUCUUCUCUCAGUCACAAUCAAGAGACUAUCAAAUUCAAAAUAAUAAACAUGAAAUACUUCCA
This is a messenger RNA of Conger conger (European conger), 1560 nucleotides long. RefSeq names its product tRNA methyltransferase 10A (gene trmt10a). The transcript is spliced from 8 exons. Gene Ontology annotation, molecular function: tRNA binding. Gene Ontology annotation, biological process: tRNA N1-guanine methylation. Bases 158 to 1183 code for a protein of 341 amino acids. NCBI's taxonomy places the organism in Eukaryota, Metazoa, Chordata, Actinopteri, Anguilliformes, Congridae. Gene Ontology annotation, cellular component: cytosol; nucleoplasm; nucleus. The record is from RefSeq and is a predicted model, not a curated record.